CGUUUUGUAACACAACAUUGAACUAAAGCAGUUUAUAUUAACUUCCUGAUGCUUCAGAUAAAACGUUGAAAACGCUGUCAAAUGGCUUCAGGGAUUAGCAGCCAGUGCAGUAAAGUGACCCAGAUUUCGGAGCUGACCAACUCGCAGCCCACAGGCUUAGAGGGGCUGUCAGUGGAGCUGGAAACUGUCCUGGGGGAAAUUAAAACCCUGCAAAUCAGUCAGAAGGCCAGCAUUCAGUCAUUGCAGAGAACAUACAAGGAACAUAGUGCAGUUAUGAUAGAGCAAAUGCGUGGCAAUUUAAAUACUUAUAUAGAUGAAUGUGAUAAUAAUUCUGUGGGUACAUCAGGCGGAAAUGAGCAAUAUUUAAAAGAAGAGAUGUGUAGGAGUGUUCUCUCUAUCGUGAAUGAAUUUGAUAAUAUUACUGCGAAGGAACUUAACGAGAUGAAAGAUGAAGUUAUAAGCAUUAAAGGGUCAGUUACAAGUUCUAUUCAUAAAUGCACCAAUGUUCACAAUGACUUGUCACAAUUCCAUGAAAUUGUUCAGAAAAUUGGAGAUCAUAAGCAGCUCUGCCUUAUAGCCAGCAUAAAAUGUAAGCAUAUAAUACAGCAGGCACUGACUCUGCUGGGAAAGUCAGGCAAGGCGUUUGAUGUCCAGAGUAAUACUAAGCACAAUGUGAGAAUACCAAGUGAUUCAGGUGAAUGUUUUAUCACAGGCAUAUGUGUUCUUCCCGAUGGGCAGGUACUGAUUGUAGACUCGAAAAAUCAGAAAGUCAAGCUGCUGAACCAGCAGUACCAGGUGGUGAGUCACUGGGAUGUUAAUGCUAGGCCAGUUGCCAUUUGUUUGAUCACACCCAGUGAGGUUGCAGUGGCUGUGAAUACUAGCAAGAUACAUGAGGUCCAGUUUAUCACUGUCAACCAGGGAAAGCUUGUUCCUGGCAGGAAGUUUCAGUUACAACAUGAAUGUACAGGUAUUGCCCAUCACUAUGAAGACCUUUUUGUCACCUCUGGUCAAGAACUGUACAAAUACUCACUGAAUGGCAAACUGAUCUGCAGACUCUACCAAGAUAGAUUAGCUUAUUUGCCAGUAUACAAGUGUGCUGUGAGUCCCACAGGAGACAGGCUGUACAUCACCAGCUACUGGAACAAGCUUCUCACCCUGGCCAGGGAUGGCACACUCCUGGCUACAUACACAGACCCAGCACUACGAUGGCCACGUGGUCUACAUGUGACCCCUGCAGGCCAGGUGCUGGUCUGUGGAUGGCAGUCCAACACUGUACUACAGGUGGGCUGGGAGGGGCAGAGUAAGCUGACUACGCUGGCUACUAAGGAGGAUGGAGUGAGGUGGCCAUGGCCAGUCUGCUACUGCAGCACCACAUCAUCCAUCAUUGUGGGACUGGAUUUGAACGACAACAUCCUGGUGUUCAGAGUGGAAUAGUGUGUACAUUGGCUGCUGAGUCAGGACAACGAUGCUGAGGAUGUGGUGGACAAGAAUAAACUGAAUACUCAGAAGGAGAGCACCAGCAUUGGUAUCGAGUUGGCCCAGCAUCAGUACCAGUCCAGCAUGCAGGAGAUCCAGCCAAGGACGACCCUUCCCCUCCCCUGACCACUAACUCCUCACUUUUGACCUGCAGCCUCGAAGGAUCAGCAUCGUUGAACAAUUUUGUUCUGCAGGAGAUUCUCAGCACGUCAAGUUUUCACGGGCUGUUCUCAACAACCGCAAUGUCCUGGUCGAGUUUUCCACACUCCAGCCUGAGUAGUUUUGUUAAAUAUAAGCAGUAGAAAUGGUAAAACUAACAGCCAGUGUGCUUGCUCUGGGACAUCACAAAGAAUAUCACAGAAUACAAAGUUGAAUAACUUGUUCCAUUCAUUAUGGGACCAACAGAAAUUCAGCAAGAAACAGGGCAAAAAAUCAAGGAACAAUUGAAGCGAUUAAUUUAGAAGUGUAGGUUUUCCAAAGUAGAUACUUCUGCUGUUGAUAGUUUUGACAGUAAUAGCGUUACGGACGUCUCGGUUUGUCCUCUCAGGCGUGUAAACUGUCCAAAGAGAACACGCUUCUGACGCUUUUGCUGACGAAGAAAGGCAGUAAUGACUUGGCUGUGAACACCCAGAGCACAAUACAUCCUUGGGGCAUGCCUCAGACGCAAAUUCCGCUCAAGAUUAUAAACAACGCGCAAAAUGUGAAUAUGUCUAGCUUUGUUAUGAGCACUUCCCACUCCGAGCCCAUAGGCCUCGUAUUGAAUCGAGGCUGAGAAGGCAUUGACAAAUGACAGCAGUUGUGUUGUGUGGUCCAGUAUGCCCAUCGACUCUCAACCCGACGUUAAUCAGAACUCAAACUCGGCCUUUAGCAAUAUCAGCUCAGCUCCUUGAGCCUCAGGACUUGAUGCAAUCCUUGAUUGGUACCCAGCUUAAUAACAGGCUCUCUGGUCAGCUGGUCCCAGACGCCCAGAGACACUUCCUGUGCAUGGGGGGUAGUUGGCUCUUGGCGCAGGACCUCGGGGCAAAUGCUCAACAAAUCCUUAGCGCAGGGUGCAGCCAGUCUAAACCUGGGGUUUCAAACUUUCCUGCCUAAGGGCCGAGAUUAUCUCAUCCACAAGAGUCUUAUACUCACAAGUUCAGGCCCAGAGAGAAAUAUCCCCAACUACAACUUUGCCCCUACAUCACAAUAGGAGAGCACCAGCAUUGAUAUUGUGUUGGCCCAACAACAGCACCAGUCCGGCAUGCAUGAGCCCCAGUCCAGGACAACCCUUCCCCUACCCUGAUCCAUAUCUCCUCCCCCAAGACCUCCAGCCUCAAAUUCUGAACACAUCCAGUUUUCUUGCACUGUUCUCAUCAACCGCAAUGUCCACGUAAAGUUAUCCACUGUCGAGCCCGAGUAGUUUUGUUUAGCUUGAGUGUCCGAGUGGGAAGAGUGUUACAGACACAAGAAGUUAUAUCAGUAGUUAUGGUAAUGCUCAAUCAACAGUCAGUUCUUGCUGUUGGACAUCACUGUGAAUAUCACGACGAAUGAGAAGUUGAAUAACUUGUUCCAUUCGUUAUGGGACAAACACAAAUUCAGCGAGGAACGGGACAAAAAAAUCAAGGAACAAUUGAAGCGAUUAAUGCAGAAGUGUAGGCUUUCCAAAGUAGAUACUUCUGCUGUUGAUAGUUAGGACAGUAGUAGUGUUACGGACCGUCUUGGUUUGUCCUCUCAGGCGUCUAAACUGUCCAAAGGGAACAUAAAGCUUUUGACGCUGUUGCUGAUGAAGAAAGGCAGUAGUGACUUGGCUGUGAACACCAAGAGCACAAUACAUCAAUGGGGCAUGCCUCAGACGCAAAUUGCGCCCAAGAUUGUAAACAAGCUGCAAAAUGUAAACAUGUCUAGCUUUGUUACGAGCACUUGGCACUUGUAUUGAAUCGAGAAUAGAGAUGGCUUUGAAAAAUGACAGCAGUUUUGUAAUGUCAUACAGUACGCACUUCGACUCUCAACAGAGUUAGUCAGAACUCAAACUGGGGCCUUAGUAAUAUCAGCAAGUUGUAGAGACGCUCAAAGUGAAACAGUUGUUCCAACAGAUAGAACAGGCCUUGAUUGACUUGUCCGUAAAUGUGACUGGCCUUAAUAUGUUGCUCUCGAAUAAUGUGAACCUCACCAGGAGAGCUGUCUGCAAUUGACGACAUUCAACAACAGUUGUUGUCAGGAAUUCCCGGGUUUGGGUUGGUGACAUAGGUGUCGAGACUCGCUUCAUCUCUGCAUAUGGCACGCUCGCAGCAACAGCAGCAGCAACAAGAACAGCAGUGGCUGCUGAGUCCGAGGAUGUGGUGGACAAGAAUGACCUGAAUAUGCAGAAGCAACUGCUCAGCACAGAAGACGACUGUCUGGUGAAAGGCUCAGCCGUAUCAAAGUUCAGUGAUGUUGGGGGACGUUGCUGUUCCAUGUCUGGGGAUCGCAUCAUGAAGGACAUUUUAGCUGACACUUACAAGGGAGAGAACUCUAGGUCUGCACCAAAAGAGAGAACCAGCAUUGAUAUCGAGUUUGACCAGGAACAGCACCAGUCUGCCUGAAGAAUCCCCAGUCCAGGACUAUCCUUGCCCCCCCCCCCCCCUGACCCCUAGCUCCUCCACCCUGACCUCUGGCCUCAAAGGGUCAUCAUAGUUGAAUUCAAGCGCUGUACUCAACAACGGCAAUGUCUGUGUCGAGUUUUCAACACUCAAGACUGAGUAGUUUUAUUGAGCUCGAGUGCCAGAGUGGGACAGACACAAUGAGUUAUAGAAGUAGUUAUGGUAACACUAACAGUCAGUUCUUGCCGUAUGACAUCACAACGAAUAUCACGAAGAAUAAAAAGUUGAUUAAUUUGUUCCAUUCUUUAUGGGACAAACAUAAAUUCAGCGAGGAUCGGGAAAAAAUCAAGGAAAUUUUUACAAUUGAAGCGAUUAAUUCACAUGAGUAAGCUUUCCAAGCAGAAUACUUUUGCUGUCUAUAGUUUGGACAGUAGUAGAUUUACAAACGCGCUUUUGAUGCUGUUGCUGACAAAGAAAGGCAGUAACUACUUCAUUGUGAACACCCUGGACACGAUACACCCAUGGGGUUUGCCUAAAAUGUGAAUUCCGCCCAAUAUUGUAAACAAGGUGCUAAAAGUAAACACGUCCGGUUUUGUUACGAGCGCUUUGCACUCCAAGCCCAAAGCACAUAGAAUCAACACCAGAAAAGGCUUAGAAAAUGACAGCAGUUUCGUUGUGUGAUCCAGUAAGGACUCUGAACGACAUUUAUGAGACCUCAAACUUGACCAUAGCACUCACAGCGAGGCCAUCAUGUUAUCUCAGCUUCUUGAGCUUCAGCAAACAUUAUUAGCCAACAAGAUGAAAACAUCAUUGAAGUGAAAGUCAAAAACAAUCCUGACUACCUUCGGGCACAAAUACUACAACUUGCUGAAGAAAUUCAGCACGAAUAUGUCUUGCGUCAGCCUAGCACGCCUCCUAUUAACUCUUCCAACAGCGGAGCCUUGAGCUAGUUCCUAGCAAUCAUAGAUCGGUACCCUGCUGAAAAUCAGGAUCUCUGGUCAGCUGGGCCCAGAUGCCCAGCAACACUUCCUAGCCCAGGACCUUGGGGCAAAUGCUCAACAUGUCCUAUCUGCAUGGUGAAGCCAGUCUAAACCUUGGGCUCCAAACUUUCCUGCUGUGGAGCUGAGAUUACCUCAUCCAUAAGAGGGCUUAUACUCACAAGUUCAGGCCCAGAGAACAGUGUUCCCCAACUACAACACAACCAGUACGUCUCAAUAGAGGACACAAUUCCUGAAAACCUCGCUGAGUGCGACUGCGCCAUACGUGACCCUUCAGUGAAAUGAGAUUCCAGGCGGAAUGUCAAACCGGUACUACUCCGGUCUCCAGCAAUAGCCUCAGCCUCGGACGCAGGUUCAUGAUGCACCCAUGGCCUUACUUAUUUCUGAACAUCUCAAUCUCACAGCAAUUGAUGUGAAUUAAUGAUAAUAAGACUCCACAAACCAAGUUUUGGAGAGGGUAUAUUGGAGUCAAUUUUCUGUUAAGGUUCACCCCGCAACGUUCAGUGCCAAGCGAUGAAAUCAUCCACCGUUACAUGUAGUUGGUUGAGGGUCUCCCAAAACCACCCAGUGCCUUGCGAUGAAAACCUCCAACAGGACUUUGACCUUGCCCUUGUACACACCUAAUGGUCAGGUUGACGAUCACUUGGGCUUAGAUAGUCACUGUAGUAAGAAUGUGUAAGAUUUUAAAGAAGAUGACUUCACAAUAGGACAUCCGAGACUGCAAUGACGAAAUGAGUGCCCUCACUUCAGCUGUGGAGGCCAAUACACAAUACGAGAGUUUCCAGCGGAUUACCUUAUCUGGGUUUAUUUUAAACCUAAUUAUUAUAUGAUUUAGUUAGAAAACCUUGGUAGCAGAGCAAUGAGUAUAUCCCAGGAGCAUUUGCAGUCACAGCAAGUGAACCAGCGGCAGUCAUCGUCUCUAGAUUCCAAGAUCCCCAUGCUUCACAACCCUCAGUCUAUGAACAUCAUGCAGAGCAAACCUUGGACGACCAUUGACGAAAUCAAACCAGCAAAUCAGAAGGACAGCCUGUUGCUACAGUUGUUAUCAUAUUAACCCCAGUCAUACGGAAGAAGCUCAGAGAUAUAAAUGCUGUUUAAGAUGUGCUUGUCUCUACAUACACCAUGUCUGGUGUGAACAUGUACAAUUGAAUGUCUCUACAUACACCUUGUCUGGUGUGAACAUGUACAAUUGAAGGUCUCUACAUACACCAUGUCUGGUGUGAACAUGUACAAUUGAAGGUCUCUGCAUACCCCAUGUCUGGUGUGAACAUGUACAAUUGAAGGUCUCUAUAUACCCCAUGUCUGGUGUGAACAUGUACAAUUGAAGGUCUCUGCAUACCCCAUGCCUGUUGUGAAUAUGUACAAUUGAAGGUCUCUACAUACUCCAUUUCUGGUGUGAACAUGUAAUAUUGAAUGUCUCUACAUACUCCAUGUCUGGUGUGAACAUGUACAAUUGAAGGUCUCUACAUACACCAUGUCUGGUGUGAACAUGUACAAUUGAAGGUCUCUACAUACCACAUGUCUGGUGUGAACAUGUACAAUUGAAGGUCUCUACAUACCCCAUGUCUGGUGUGAACAUGUACAAUUGAAGGUAUCUACAUACCCCGUGUCCGGUAUGAACA
Molecule: messenger RNA, 6654 nt
Organism: Dreissena polymorpha
Lineage: Eukaryota; Metazoa; Mollusca; Bivalvia; Myida; Dreissenidae
Exons: 24
Coding region: 82-1434 (450 amino acids)
Molecular function (GO): protein binding
Source: RefSeq, a predicted model, not a curated record